AGAGUCAGCCCACAAACAAACCGAAAGGCACACAGCAAGCUGCACAAAUCGUCCCCUUUCUAUGGAUCUCACCGGCGGCGAGGUCCCCGCCAAGCCCUCCGCCGCCGCCGGCGAGGACCGCCUCAGCGCACUCCCCAACGACAUUCUGGUACUUAUCCUGAUCCGCCUCGGCACCGUCGCCGCCGCCGCCGGCGGCCGGACCAGCGUCCUCUCCCACCGCUGGCGCCGCCUCUGGGCGCUCCUCCGCUUCCCCGUCGCCUCGCUGCCCCGCCUCAUCGCCUCCGCGCUCGCCGCUCGUGGAGACGGUGGGCGCCACCGCCCCUCCACCCCCCGCCCCCCCCCCCCCCCCCCCCCGGAGUCCGCGGCGGCGUGGCUCCCCGUCGCCGCGCGCUGCCUCUCCGGCGAUCUUCUCUACCGCAACGUGGCUUUGCUGCCUGGAGGCGGGGAGGAGGAUGGUGCCGGGGAAAGGGACGCCUUUGAGCUGCCCUGCUACGAGAAUGCCACCCUCAUCUCCUACCUGGGGUUUCUCGGCCUCGCCGUGCCGCCCGCCGGCGUCUUCGCGCGGCUCACCGAGCACACUGCCUAUAUGUGGAUGUCAGAGUUUACAUGGCACAUCAGACAUCAGGAGUGGGUUGUUAUCUUAUACAAGGCCAUCUUAUAUCUUUAAUUUCCUGCAAGUUAAAGUUAACAACACUGGCCAGCUUGUAAAGAAUACUUCAAAAUGAGAUGAUGUUUCAUCUCUUUCUAGAUGAUUCCUUUUAUAUGUGGCUUCCUAUGGAAACACAGAACAUAGGUAACUAUCAAUACUUGAUGCAUGGCAGGACAGCGCUACCAGACAUUCAUUUCUUGCACUUGAUGGUAAUUGCAAACGGACAUUCCUUCAGUUCUUGCGUUGCCAUAAUUGCCGUGCCACAGAUUGCAGCAGCAGCAGCCGCCACCACCGCCUUGGCGCUUUGCAAACCCCCUUCCAAUAAACAACAGCAAGCUUUAGCUAUUUGCGCCUCCCCGCCCCAGAAAUCCCGCAGGAAACUCUCCACCACCCAAGAAAAAGCAGCGCCUUUUUGGCCGGUUGGCUGCCAUCUUCUCACGAGUUUGGUGAGGUUUUGGAGCAAGCGCAGGCCUUUCUGCUGAAUAUCCCAAAGGCCUUCUUGGUCCUUGGUUGGAAUUGCGGAGCUCUGUGCUGAGGCUGGGGUUGGUGUUUUCUCGUCGGAGAUGGAGGGGAAUCUGUCACCGCAAGCACUGAUCCCGAGCGGAGCCCCCUUCGAUCUUGGACAGCCGCUCCACUUUGCUGCCCAACCCCAGGCAGUUCAGGUUCACCAGGGUGUGAUCGCUGCCACCGCCAUGAACAAGAUGCAGGAGUUCGAGAAUGUGGUGGAGGCCUCACUGAGAGAAGAGGAGGGUGCUGAUGAUGGCAAGGCGGCUGUCUCGGCCUCCCAGUGGCCCCGGGUCAGGUGGACCAGCGACAUGGUCAAGCUGCUCGUGUCGGCUGUGUCCUACAUCGAUCCAGACCACAGCACCAGCAGUGGGAGGAGGAAGCACACCAUGCUCAAGAUGAAGGGCAAGUGGAGGCUGGUCUCUUUAGCCAUGACCGAGAGGAAGUUCACCGUGUCGCCGCAGCAGUGCGAGGAUAAGUUCAAUGACCUCAACAAGAGGUACAGAAGGCUCACUGAGAUCCUUGGCCAGGGUAUGGCUUCUGAGAUCAUCAAGAAACCAGUGCUCCUUGAACAGGUGAGCCUAUCUGGGAAGCUCAGGGAGGAGGCUAAGAAGCACCUGAGGUCGAAGCACCUUCACUAUGAAGAGAUGUGCUCCUACCACAACCAUAACCGGUCAUGCCUGCCUGAUGAUCCGGCCCUUCAGAGGUCGCUGCAUAUGGCACUUAGGAGUCUGGAUGAACAGGGAAAGAAGUGCUCGUUUGGAUAUGGUGAUGAGGAUGAUCCGAUGUUGGUUUCUGAUGGUGAUGAUGAGGAUGAUGGUUUUAAUGUUGAUCAUCGUCACUCCGGAGUUCAUGGCACCAAGAAGCAGAAGCAUGAUCAUGAGGGGGGACAUUGUGGGUCUGAUCUGUCAAAAGCUGUUGCUGUUGGUGCAAAUAGAAUGUUUCCUAAGAGAAUUGGUGGUUCGGCUGCUGAGAAGAAUCCAAGUGGCAUGAAUGCAAUUCAAGUCGAGAGAGAACGUCUGAAGAUAAAAGGAGAAAUGCUGAAACUCGAGCAGAGCCAUUUGAAGUGGCUGAAGUCCAGCGAGGAGGAGGACAGGGAACUGCAGAAGAUGAAGCUGGAGAAUGAAAGGAUGCAGCUGGAGAAUGAGCAGCUGGAGCAGGAGCUGAAGCUUAAGGAAAUUGAGAUGGGCAUCAAACCAAAGAGGAUUUAGUGAUUACAGGAAGGAAAUGUCAGAACUAGAGUUGCUGGAACAAUCUGCAUGCCCAUCAGGUUGUGGUUGUGAAUUGAGAGGAUCCGAACAUCUGAUGGUAUCAUCACCAGAAGCAUGUCCAAGGAGUCGCACCAGAUGCUACAGAGCUUCUCUCAGCCAGAAAUAUGUGUGGAAUUUUACAUGUAUCAGGAUAAGAAUAAGACUAAGGUGUUCUAUGCACCUGAAGACCAAAGUUGUGGUUUAAGUGCUGUACUUUCUUUUUCAGUUUUCUUCUUUAUGGUAAAGACUGCAGUGCUUGAGAGCAUUCGGUCUGAUGCUAGCGGAUCCUUAAAAAAAUGUUAAGAUCCUUCGUACUAUGGUUUAUGUUGUUUUAUCAUGUUUUGUGUUUUGGAUAUGGUAUA
Molecule: messenger RNA, 2765 nt
Organism: Setaria italica (foxtail millet)
Lineage: Eukaryota; Viridiplantae; Streptophyta; Magnoliopsida; Poales; Poaceae
Exons: 3
Coding region: 1213-2364 (383 amino acids)
Source: RefSeq, a predicted model, not a curated record